Messenger RNA from Babjeviella inositovora NRRL Y-12698, 1248 nucleotides. RefSeq lists its product as uncharacterized. The record is from RefSeq and is a predicted model, not a curated record. Gene Ontology annotation, biological process: ergosterol biosynthetic process; fatty acid beta-oxidation. NCBI's taxonomy places the organism in Eukaryota, Fungi, Ascomycota, Pichiomycetes, Serinales. The coding region runs from base 1 to 1248 and encodes 415 amino acids. The transcript has a single exon. Gene Ontology annotation, molecular function: acetyl-CoA C-acetyltransferase activity.
AUGCCUGUCAAGCUCUCACAAAUAGACCCUAUUUACAUUGUUGCUGUUGCCCGUACACCGCUAGGUUCCUUCCAGGGCGGCCUCUCCUCCCUAGGGUACAAAGACCUCGGGAUUCAUGCCGUGAAGGCGGCGCUUGCACAGGUCCCGCAAAUCUUGCCUGCGCAGGUUGACGAGAUCAUUUUUGGUGCUGUGUUGCAGGCAAACUUGGGCCAGAACCCUGCCCGUCAGGUUGCCCUCGGUUCGGGGUUGGGCAAGCACACCGUGGCCACCACCGUCAACAAGGUGUGUGCCUCGGGUAUGAAGACCAUUAUCAUGGCUGCCCAGUCUAUCAUUACCGGUUCUGCGGAUAUCGUCGUUGCGGGUGGAGCUGAAUCCAUGUCGAAUGCUCCAUAUUACCUUCCGGAUGCUCGUAAGGGUGCCCGUUAUGGUAACUCCGUUGCCAUCGACGGGAUCCAAAGAGACGGAUUGAGUGACGCUUACGAUGGCUCCCUCAUGGGGGUCUGCGGUGAAGACUGUGCCAGGAAACACAACUUUUCGCGUGAGGAGCAGGACCAGUUUGCAAUUGACUCGUACAAGAAGGCCCAGCAGGCCCACCAGAAGGGCAAGUACGCCAAGGAGAUCGCACCUGUCACCAUCAAGGGCGCCAGAGGCAAGCCAGACCAGGUGAUCACGAUUGAUGAAGAAGUCCCAAAGUUGAAUGAAGCCAAGUUAAAGCUGUUGAAUCCAGCCUUUGUGCCAAAGGGUGCGAAGGGGACCAUUACCGCUGGCAACGCGCCUCCAAUCAGUGACGGUGGUGCCGCGGUGAUUGUCUGUUCUGCUGCUAAGGUGCGUGAGCUAGGGUUGAAGCCGAUUGCGGUGAUCCGAGGCUGGGGUGAAGCCGAGAGAAUUCCAAUUGAGUUCCCAGAAGCUCCAUCUGACGCGGUGGUGAAGGCCCUUGCGCAUGCAGGGGAUCUUUCGGUGAAGGAUAUCGAUUUUGUUGAGUUGAAUGAAGCAUUUGCUGUGGUUGGGUUGGCCAACACCAAGAUCUUGGGCUUGCGUAAGGAGCUGGUGAAUGUGUAUGGUGGUGCUGUAGCCAUGGGUCACCCAAUUGGUUGCUCCGGUGCACGUAUUGUGAUUACUUUGACUUCGGUUUUGAGGCAAGAGGGUGGGAAAAUCGGUGUUGCCGGUAUCUGCAACGGUGGUGGCGGUGCCUCUGCCAUUGUCAUAGAAAGAGUCGAAGAGGCCGAUGGUGUUCCAUCCCGUCUCUAA